CUCACUCGUGAACCAACGCCGAAGGCGACUUUUCACCACAACAAUGGCCACAACGACACAACCACAAGCAACAAGAAGUCUGCCAUGGAUGCCCCUGUCGAAUCAUCAGCGGGCUCGCCUCCCUGGACUGAUGCUGCCGAGAUCCCCGAGCCGCCUGAUAUUCCGUCGUGUGAUGCGUGUGGUAAGGCAUUUUCCGGCAGAUUGGUGUGCGGCCAUUGUCAUUUGACGUGGUACUGCAGCAAGGCUUGUCAGAAGAUCGCGUGGAAACAACAGGGACACAAGACCAAAUGUAAAACCAUGAAAGAGACUUGUCAAGACACGGCUCUUGCCGUUGUGACUGAAAUGGCCAACACGGCAGCUCCUCCCAUUCUUCGCGUGCAAAAAUUGGAUGGCUUGGACUUGGAAGGACCCUUUCGAAUUGCCCUAGAACAACACAAUCUUCACCAGGUCAUUUAUGACAUGUUGUUGGAAGAUCGGCAGUCAGUCCAGAAGCGAUUUCUGCAAGGCAACAACAUCAACAACAGCUUCCAGCAUGCCUCGUUUGUCCAGUGGAUCAUGACCACCUUGUUUCGUGGUGGACGCAUCAGUCCCCGCGCCGUCCAAUCCUCCAACACUCGCUAUGCCGACGCCUGCCGCGUCAAGGCGUUUGUCUUGUUCAAAGAAGAUGCUCUGGAAGUUUGGUGGGACGCGUCCAUGAAGUUUGUCGUCCAAGUGGUCAUGGACAAGAAGCUCUUUCAACGCCACAAAGAGCUCCACGCGGGAAUUCAUUUCAUGGCCCGCGACAUUCUCGCAUCGUGGAGUCAAAUCUUGACUUGUCCCAAAGCCGCCAAGGCCAUUUUGUACCACAAUGAUGGAACAAAGGCAGUGGCUCGGGCCACCUAUCUGGCCACAUCCACCAAGCGCACGCUUCAGAGCUUGCAUACACCGCGGGAUCCUCGGGCCGUAUUGGAGGCAUACCUGAAUCAAAACUUGGCCAUGAUUGACUAUUGGUGUCAUUUAUGGAAGAUCCCCGUAAAUGUGGAACAAUUGGCGGGAUUUAAAGAUGAUGUGGCUCAAAAAAUGUACCAAAACAUGGCCAAGCCAUUGGCACAAGGGACCAUUCGAAAGGGAUUCGCCCUGAACAAUCAAGAGACACAGAGUGCCAUGGCGCAACCGGUGGAUUGGUGAAUGGCCAUUUCUCAAUUUCGUUGCUUUUCCAGUGGGCGGUGAAACAGAAAGAAGGCGACUGUAAUCUCGCGGCGGUUGGUGUGCUGGGAUCUCUGUAUUGUUUUGAGGGGAAAUCAGGAGGUCCAGCAUGUGUUUGAGCUGUCAGUAGCUGGGGACCGGUAGAGGUUCUAUUCCAGUGUGUACGUCGGGGUACGGUAACUUUAUAAUGUAGUGAGUGAGUUUCUAGUACAAUUGGGUGGGGCUGGUCCUGCUCGGACAGAUCAUGCUUGUUGUGGGGCGGUUUUCGGUGUGGUGCAGAUCCCAGCGUUUUUCAAGUUGCUCCGCGAGGACCAGGAGUAGGGCGGAGUGCAGGGCCUGGUGUUGGGGCCUGGGGUAGGAUGCAGGACAGAAUUCGGGCAAUGUGUAAGAACCUUUGUUCUACCUAGAAGCUACAUGCAACAGUACCG
Molecule: messenger RNA, 1613 nt
Organism: Seminavis robusta
Lineage: Eukaryota; Bacillariophyta; Bacillariophyceae; Naviculales; Naviculaceae
Source: the annotation of a GenBank genome assembly